UUUAAUCAAUGCAACACAGUGUGUAAGUGACAGGGAGGAGGAAGCCUUCCCCAGAAGCAGGCUCAGCCACUGAAACUGUCCCCCAAAUAAAGCUGGGGACAUCUGAUGUGACAUGCAAGCCACAAGUAAGAGCAGCCUCCUGUCUACUGCUGGGGAAGUGUCACCAUGAAGGAGAAGAGCCAUCCAGCUCCCUGAGCAGCCACAGGUCACCUCUGGGUCUUUUCUUCUGUCAUUUUGGUUUCUAUUGAGGGAACAGAGGGCAAAGAGGAAAGUCAUGCCCAGGCAACCCUGAUGGUACGGUGAGCAAAGAUGGCAUACAUACAGUUGGAGCCAAUAAAUGAGGGUUUCCUAUCCAAAAUCUCUGAUCUGCUGCUAUGUCGGUGGACGUGCAGAAACUGCUGUCAGAAGUGUUACGAAUGCAGCUGCUGCCAGUCAAGUGAAGAUGAAGUGGAGAUCCUGGGGCCCUUUCCUGCUCAAACACCACCAUGGCUGAUAAAUAAUCGCAGUGAAGACAAGGAAGGAGAUUUGGACAAUGCAACAAGUGAGCCUCCUUCGACUCCACAGGAAACAUCACCUGACAGAAGACGAUCUUCUUCAGAUACAUCCAGAUCUACAUAUAGUCUUACUAGGCGCAUUUCAAGUUUAGAAUCCAGAAGACCAAGUUCUCCAUUAAUUGACAUUAAACCAAUUGAGUUUGGUGCAUUAGGGGCAAAAAAAGAAAUUGUGCAACCAACCGUACUGAGGAAAACAUAUACCCCUGAGGACUAUUUUAGGAAAUUUGAACCCCAUCUGUAUCCUGUCGAUUCCAGUAACGAUGAUGUAGACUCAUUAACAGAUGAUGAAAUUCUAACCAAGUAUCAAUUAGGCAUGCUGCAUUUUAGCACUCAGUAUGAUCUGCUUCACAACUAUCUGAUUGUCAGAGUGAUAGAGGCUAGGGACCUACCACUACCCAUAUCUUACGAUGGUUCCAGGCAAGACAUGGCUCAUUCAAACCCGUAUGUGAAGAUAUGUCUACUGCCAGAUCAGAAGAACUCUAAGCAAACUGGAGUCAAACGUAAGACUCAGAAUCCAGUAUUUGAGGAGAGAUACACUUUUGACAUCCCAUUUUUAGAAGCCCAAAGAAGAACAUUGCUGUUGACCGUGGUGGAUUUUGACAAGUUUUCACGACAUUGUGUUAUUGGGAAAGUCUCCAUGCCGUUGAAUGAGGUUGACCUUGUGAAAGGAGGACAUUGGUGGAAAGCUUUAAUACCAAGCUCCCAGAAUGAAGUGGAGCUGGGAGAGCUGCUUCUGUCUCUUAAUUACCUGCCAAGUGCUGGAAGAUUGAACGUGGAUAUUAUCCGAGCAAAACAGCUUCUUCAGACUGAUAUGAGCCAGGGAUCUGACCCAUUUGUGAAAAUCCAGUUGGUUCAUGGGUUGAAGUUAGCAAAGACCAAAAAGACAUCUUGCAUGAGAGCUACCAUUGAUCCUUUUUACAAUGAGUCCUUCAGCUUCAAAGUUCCUCAAGAAGAACUUGAGAAUGCCAGCUUGGUCUUUACAGUGUAUGGACACAACAUGAAAAGCAGCAAUGACUUUAUUGGCAGGAUAGUCAUUGGUCAGUAUUCAUCGGGCUCCCCAGAAUCCAACCACUGGCGACGUAUGCUGAAUUCGAACAGGACGGCAGUGGAGCAGUGGCACAGCCUGAGGUCCCGUGCAGAAUGUGACAGAGUAUCACCAGCCUCACUGGAGGUGACGUGAGAUCCGAGGGAAGUGGCGUCACGCAACGCUUAGUCGCAAGGAACCAUGGGAUCGGGAGCCGUUAUUCCUCUGCUUCUGAUUGAACGGCGGCAUUUAGCCUAUGUGCCUCAGUACAUAUUCAUGAUGCAAAUCAUGUGUUAAAUGUUGGUCUAAUCAGCUUGUUCUGACCGCGUCUUGCGAUUUGCUGAUCAUCCUUAUAACUUUCAAGGCCUUGCACACCCAUCACAAUCUCUAAUCCAUCCAUCGCGAGAAUCAAAAGACGUAGAGAGCUGUGUAUAAAAGUCCCAAAAUCUGGACUAUUAGUGUUAAGACGAGCCUGUGGGGCGCUGUCAUUCAUCCAACCUAUUGUACUCCAUUUAAAGGGAGAUCUUGGUAUAUGUAGUCUAAUUUGUGAAUGUGGUAAAAAAAUUAAAUCAUGAAAAAAAAAAAUAUUGAAAAUACGUGGCACCUCUCCGAAAUGCAGUUUCCUCCUUAUACGUUAAAUUCUAUAUCUGUUGACGUAUGUGCGUGAGUAUGUUUGUGCGCUGACACAUAUCUAUAUUUAUAUACUUGUUUAUACAGUAAAAAUACAAAUCCGUAUUUAUAGAUAUUGAUUGGAAGAUAUCUUAAUAUAUCAAGAUACAUAUAUAUAUAUAUAUAAUGUUAAAAUAAAGCUAUAUAUUACAAUAAAGCAUAUGUGAUUCAAUCGCCCAGGAUACUGUAAUGCAGUGAGAACAUGUGGCCAAUGCAGAAUAAUUAUCUUUCCUCUUCAGAUGCACAAUUACCCUUCUCUUACUGUCGUCUCUCAUGAUAUGUCUGCUAUGUUACAUAAUUGCAUUCCCCAUUAAAUAUCAAUUCUGGAGGCUUUUUUUCCCUGUUCCUCUGUUAUUCCACAGAAAUGUAUCAAUUAAUUGUAUUCCUACACAGUCAGCACUAAUUGGACAGUGUCACAGAGUAUAGAGAUACCCCCCCAACUGGUAACACCCGGCUGUCAAUGUAGCCAUAAAGUUCUAGCAAGAAAUCACUGAAAUAAAUAAAUAAAAAUACAAAUAAACAAUGAUAAAUAAAUGCAAAGGAAUAAUCAAAUAAAUAAUAAUAAUGAUAAAUAAAUAAAUAAAUAAUGCAAAUCAAUAAAUUGGAUCCAUCACUGUAGAAAAAUGCCCCAAAAACAUCAUUUUUAAUACAUAAAUUAAAACCGUGUUGCAACUACAGAUCCAUUGGGCCAGACUCUGCCAUACCCUAUAAUUAUCCACAGCCACAGGGAGGCGUACGAUGUUCAUUUUGUGGUGUGGUGUUGCCAGGAGAAAAUGAGCAAGCCCUGGGUUUGCCCUACAUUGAUAGAUCACUUGCUUCGAACCUGUGACCCUAUAAAAUAAUUUCAGAUGAAUUUUCACCAGUUAAUCUACUGGUUAUCAUCACUAGGAAGCAGGAAAGACCAUUAACAAGGGUUAGCUAACUAAAGGCCACAUAUGGUGCAGCCAGGAGCUGGUUUACUCAUUGAACUUCUAGUAGGAAUAAAAGAGGAAAACAUGCUCCAGAAUUGCUAUUUCAGGGAGAAUACAAAGAUUUACUAAAACUGACAUGUCAGGAGAGCCGACAGGUACUCUUUAAAGGGGUUCUCCGGGACUUUUAUUCUGGAUAGUUCAUUAAUAUUGAAUCAGUGGAGGUCUGACACCAGGGACCCUCGCUGAUCAGCUGUUCGAGAAUGCACCGGUGCUUGCAGUGGCCUUCUCUCAGUUUAACCUAGGCCAGUGACGUCACGUUUAUCAGUCACGUGGCUUAGACGUAGCUCAGCCCCAUUGAAGUGAAUGGAGCUGCGCUGAGAUACCAAUCACAGCCACUAUCAAGUGGACGGCGCUGUGCUUGGUGACCUGAGAGAAGGCUGCGGCGCUACUGAGAGCAUAAACAGCUGAUCGGUGGGGUCCCAGGUGUCAGACCCCCAUCAAUCACUCCACCUCUGGAUAGGUCAUCACUAUAAAAGUCCCAGAAAUCCCCUUUUAAGAUGGGAUAUGACUUUAAAGGCAACCUGUCACCACAGAUCUGCAGGCAGUCUGUUAUAAAGCAGGAGAAGCUGAGCAGAUUGAUAUAUAUAGUUUAUAGGAAAAGAUUCAGUAAAACUUGUAAUUUAUCCAUUUAUGCUUAAGAGUCAUGUGGGCGGUCCUACUCAAUGACUGACAGUUAACUGUGCAUGCCCAAGCACACAGGGAAGGCUGUCAAUCACUGAUAGGACCGCCCAUAUGACUCCAGUGCAUAAAAAGAGCUAUAAAGCUCUUCCUGCUCUAUAACCUGCUGCCUGCAGAUUGCACUGUAUUUAGUGGUGACAGGUUCUCUUUCAAGAUGUGUAUUGAGGCACAUUAUUUAAGAAAAAAAUACAAGAUACCGUUUGCAAGUCUAAUGCUUGUGCUUGAAUUUUUUUUCCAAUAUGCAUUUCAAUAGCAGUCUGUGAGCACUGCUCAAUGCUGUAUUGUAUAGUUCA
Molecule: messenger RNA, 4189 nt
Organism: Bufo gargarizans (Asiatic toad)
Lineage: Eukaryota; Metazoa; Chordata; Amphibia; Anura; Bufonidae
Gene: SYT17
Product: synaptotagmin 17
Exons: 8
Coding region: 310-1734 (474 amino acids)
Biological process (GO): cellular response to calcium ion; regulation of dopamine secretion; calcium-ion regulated exocytosis
Cellular component (GO): membrane
Molecular function (GO): syntaxin binding; phosphatidylserine binding; clathrin binding
Source: RefSeq, a predicted model, not a curated record